GCAGAGGGGUUCAGCAGAGGGGUUCUCGCUGGCAGCUGAGCCAGCCGAGGCAUCUCCUCUCCAGCCACCAGGGCCUGGCAUGCCAGCCUGGAAGACAGCAUGGUGCGGGUCCUGCAGAUGUGCCUUGCUGUGAAUGAUGAGAUGCUCCUGCCCCCCCAUAGCCCAGGAAGGGGGCCACUGUGUGAGCGAGUGAGCUGUCACCCGCCUCUGCGAAGCAACUGAUUCUUAGAAACCAAGCCAGCAAAGACAGGAAGAAAGAAAAAAAUGAACACUUCACAACAAAGAAGGGAGGAAAAGAAGAGAGCAAAUUUCAGGUCAGAGUGGGUGGAAGGGAACCUGAACCCGUGCUAGUUCUCUGGCCAGAUGCCUGUCACUUGUAGCAGGGACCUGAGAGAGGCUAAGCAGACACACUGGACUUACACACCAAGACUUCCUUCUUUGCCUCUUGGAACGAGGAUUUGUGUGUUGUUACUUUUUCUCACUGUGCCCGGACUAUGUGUUCUAGACCCGUGGUGGUUGGGCUCAUGUCUGUAGUCUCAUCUGCCACCUCUCCUGUCUUGGCCCCUGGCCGUCAUCCCGCACACAGUGCUCCCUCCCUGAUGUCUCCUGCUCCGAGAAGGAUGGUGUUGGGUCACAUGGCCACAAGUGAGGUAUUUAGUCCGUGGUUGACUGGCUUCAAGGCAGGGCAUCAUGGCGGAAGAGCAUGGCGGAAGAAAUCUCACCACGUGAUACCCAGGAAGCAAAUGAGAAGGGGGGAAACCAGAGAGAACAACUGGGCAUCAUGUGGUUAUGGCCACACUGUGCCCCUAUCGGAUGGGGGCAAGGCCUUCUGCAUCAUCUACUCGGUCAUCGGCAUCCCCUUCACGCUCCUGUUCCUGACUGCCGUGGUCCAGCGCAUCACCGUGCAUGUCACCCGCAGACCAGUCCUCUACUUUCACAUCCGCUGGGGCUUCUCCAAGCAGAUGGUGGCCAUCGUCCAUGCUGUUGUCCUCGGGUUUGUCACCGUGUCCUGCUUCUUCUUCAUCCCAGCUGCUGUGUUCUCAGUCUUGGAGGAUGACUGGAACUUCCUUGAAUCCUUUUAUUUUUGUUUUAUUUCCCUGAGCACCAUCGGCCUGGGGGAUUAUGUUCCUGGGGAAGGCUACAAUCAAAAAUUCAGAGAGCUCUACAAGAUCGGGAUCACAUGUUACCUGCUGCUGGGCCUCAUCGCCAUGCUGGUGGUCCUGGAGACCUUCUGUGAGCUCCAUGAGCUGAAGAAGUUCCGGAAGAUGUUCUAUGUGAAGAAGGACAAGGAUGAAGACCAGGUGCACAUUGUGGAGCACGACCAGCUGUCCUUCUCCUCCAUCACAGACCAAGCGGCCAGCGUGAAGGAGGAGCAGAAGCAGAGCGAGCCCUUCGUGGCCGCGCAGGUGUCUGCCUAUGCGGAGGACUCCGCCAGCCACUGAGCCUGGCUGUGGGCUGCGGCACCGGGCCAACACGAGGGACAGGUUCAACUGUGCCCAUUUAUACAAGAAUAUAAAAGCCGAGGCGAUGUUAUUUUGAGAAAUAUCUACUGUUUGCGUUAUUUUUAAAAGUAGAAUAAAGGAAUCCUUGACUUUGGAAGGAUGUCUGAUAUCUGGGGAAAUGGGAUCUGUACCUGUGAGUCACAUAUGACAAAAUUACCUGUACUAAUACAAGAGCCCUGGAGCAGUGUGCUGAGGUGGAUUAAAGCUGAUUUUUGUAUUUUUACUUGGGGACGUUGGGAUUUGCAUUAAAAUCAUUUGCUGAUGGCUAAAUAGGAACAUUUAUAUUUAAAAGCAAAAAACUGAAAUGGUGUUUUAUAAAUGGGGUUAUGUGUGUUGGUUUGCAUGCACCCAUUCAAAGUGAUUAUUUUUGUAGAACUAAGUUAAACCUACUAUUUAUAAUGGAUAGGUUACCAUUAACUAUGUACAUAUAAAGUAUAAAUAUGUUUAUAUCCUGUACAUAUGGUGUAGGUUGCCAGAUCUCAAUAUACUUCUUAAUCCAGAAUUGUAGAUAUUUUUCCUUUUGAUUUGUCUUUAUACUAAGGAAUCCAUUAUUGCUAUAAUAAGAAGGGGAACAAUAAAUUUAAAGAGUAACUAUAACAUUCUACUACAAUAAAAAAUAUUUCUAUAUUCUUGCAGUAGUGUAUCAGAUGUCUAAAAUAUCUGUAAACUCUUGUUUUGGAAGAGGAUAAGCAAGGAAUAGCAGAACUUGUAAAAAUGUUGAGAAAGUAAUUUGUGAUUUAUACCUACCUAGUACUAAAGCACAGAACAUGGACAUAAAAGUCCCAAAUGAACAGACUAUGUUCCAUUAAUCCAUAAAUCCUAAAUUAGCUAAAAUAAAUAAAAACCAUGAUUGAUUGUAA
Messenger RNA from Cavia porcellus (domestic guinea pig), 2362 nucleotides. RefSeq names its product potassium two pore domain channel subfamily K member 1 (gene Kcnk1). Gene Ontology annotation, biological process: stabilization of membrane potential; potassium ion transmembrane transport. The transcript is spliced from 4 exons. Gene Ontology annotation, molecular function: potassium ion leak channel activity; outward rectifier potassium channel activity. Gene Ontology annotation, cellular component: plasma membrane. The coding region runs from base 495 to 1442 and encodes 315 amino acids. The record is from RefSeq and is a predicted model, not a curated record. Lineage: Eukaryota; Metazoa; Chordata; Mammalia; Rodentia; Caviidae.